GGACAAAGCAAGCUGCAACUCACCUGUGUUGCGAAAACCGCAAGUGUUGGUGAGUGGGUGUUUGACGAUAAAAGCAUGAACGAGAAGGAUUUGAAGUGCGUACCGGUUUCCGACUACUGCCCAGAUCUGCGAGGGUUCGUCAGCGCCACGAAGCAAAUCGCAAGUCAGCUGGACACAACCGCGGUGAUAAAGCAGCAAAGUUGGCGCGGGCGGUCGUUGCCAGAAGAGUGGGCGGAGCGGGAAUAUUUUACGGAUUCGGUUUACCAAUUGAAGUGCAAAACAGGGUUGGAACUGGUUCCAGUGCUGCAAACAGCGACGACUUCAGGUGGUGGAACAACUGCAGCAACCGCUGGAGAUGAGAGGACACUUGCCACAGGACCUGGACUUAAUUCUGCCGUGUUAUCUUUUGAAACAACGGUAGAGUGCAAUGAGAGGG
Amoebophrya sp. A120 is the source of this 436-nucleotide messenger RNA. NCBI's taxonomy places the organism in Eukaryota, Dinophyceae, Syndiniales, Amoebophryaceae. The record is from the annotation of a GenBank genome assembly.